Messenger RNA from Acaulospora morrowiae, 340 nucleotides. The record is from the annotation of a GenBank genome assembly. Lineage: Eukaryota; Fungi; Glomeromycota; Glomeromycetes; Diversisporales; Acaulosporaceae.
UGAUAAGCAAUGGAGUCGCGGAAUUACAUCCGACAAGAUAGAUGUGCCAAAUAUUCGCACGCAACCACGUACAUUGAUACAUCAGAAAGGGUUUGAAUUCUUAUCGAUAGAACGAACAUUCGAAAAUAAAGUUAGAAAAGAACUCCAAUACCAGAGGAGUCCCUUAUAUUGUACAACAGACACUAGUCAAUUCAAAGACAGUUUGCGUACAAUAUAUAACGGAAAGAAAAAAACACCAUCGUUAUCCGAUGUACGGGUUGUUUCUAUUGGUUUCCAGGAUGGCGGAUUAAAGUUAGUUGAGUACAGUAUAUCUUUGACCAACGUUUUGCAAUUUCAUUAA